Messenger RNA from Enhydra lutris kenyoni (northern sea otter), 671 nucleotides. RefSeq names its product mediator complex subunit 31. NCBI's taxonomy places the organism in Eukaryota, Metazoa, Chordata, Mammalia, Carnivora, Mustelidae. Gene Ontology annotation, biological process: regulation of transcription by RNA polymerase II. The record is from RefSeq and is a predicted model, not a curated record. The transcript is spliced from 4 exons. The coding region runs from base 69 to 464 and encodes 131 amino acids. Gene Ontology annotation, cellular component: mediator complex; core mediator complex. Gene Ontology annotation, molecular function: transcription coregulator activity.
GGCGUGGCUUCCGGAACUUCCGGGCGGUCGCUGUUUGGGCCGGUGACGGCUUAGCGCUUUAGCUCGCGAUGGCCGCGGCCGUCGCUAUGGAGACGGACGAUGCCGGGAACCGACUUCGCUUUCAGCUGGAGCUGGAAUUCGUGCAGUGCUUAGCCAACCCCAACUACCUGAACUUUCUGGCCCAAAGAGGUUACUUCAAAGACAAAGCUUUUGUUAACUAUCUUAAGUACUUACUUUACUGGAAAGAACCAGAAUAUGCCAAGUAUCUAAAGUACCCUCAGUGUCUGCACAUGUUGGAGCUGCUGCAGUACGAGCACUUCCGCAAGGAGCUGGUGAAUGCGCAGUGCGCCAAGUUCAUCGACGAGCAGCAGAUCCUGCACUGGCAGCACUACUCCCGGAAGCGCAUGCGCCUGCAGCAGGCGCUGGCCGAGCAGCAGCAGCAGAACAGUGCCGCGGGGAAGUGAGGCGCCGCAGCGGACUUUCCAGCUCCCUUUGUGUGGGGGGGGCACCCGAACCUGCGGAGGGCCCUUGCCUCCGGCUACCUCCCUCCAGCUCCCUUUGUAUUGUUUGUGGGCUGCUGCUGUCACACAGUUGUACUUUGGUUUCCUGUGGGUUUGUAAGUUAUUAUUAGCUCAACCAACUGAAUAAAGACACACGUCAGGUGCUUUAAA